AUGGACUCUGCCGAAAGCGUAGAGAUCAAGACUUAUGCAGUAGGCGUAACUGCGGUCAUUGAAGAUGAGGACAUCGAAAGAGCGUCAAGUACAAUUGCAGUGACCGCAGUAACAAAAACCCCAUCCAACUGGAGGAAGCCUUAUCAGUUCUGGCUGGCUUCACUGUCGCUAUGGUUGAUAGUGCUGCUUGUGACGCUCGAUGCGACGGCAUUGGCGGUUGCGAUCCCGAGUAUGACAGUCCAGCUCAACGGUACGACCAUAGAAGCCUUCUGGGCGAGCAUCGCCUUCAUGCUCGCCGUAGCCGUCGUUCAACCCAUCUAUGUCACCGUUUCAGAUGUCCUCGGACGACGUAUACCACUUUUCGCAGGUUUAGCUCUCUUCUCUACCGGUGCUGUCGUCUUUGCUUUGGCGCAGAACAUGAGGACAGCCAUUGCAGGGAGAGUUCUGCAAGGCCUCGGCGGUGGCGGUCUGGAUGUACUUAGCGAAGUCAUCGUCACGGAUAUGACAACCCUCAAAGAGCGGCCGCUAUGGAUAGGUCUUCUCACCGUUCCAAUGGCGAUUGGAAGUAUCCUUGGACCCGUUAUCGGAGCGCUCUUCAGCGAGUAUGCCAGCUGGCGAUGGCUCGGAUGGUAUAACUUGCCUUUCGUCGCAGUUGCAGCGCCAUGCGCAUUCUUGUUCUUGAAGUUGAAGCCUGUCGAGGACUCACUGAGAACCAAACUGAAGAAGUUGGACUGGACUGGUAUGGCGUUGUUUGCUGCCGGGGCGGUCCUCUUUGCGCUGCCAUUAAGCUGGGCUCCUGCUAUCUACCCAUGGUCUUCCUGGAGGACAUUGGUUCCUUUCGUAUUAGGCAUUGCGUUACUUGUUGGCUUUGCUGUUUGGGAGAAAUAUCCCGCGCAGCCGUGUAUCCCACACCGGAUCAUGGGAAACACCACCGCGCAAGUGACACUGGUUGGCGGAUUCAUCCAUGGCGCAAUUAUUUACGGCGUCCUGCUGUACCUGCCGCUGUACUUCCAAGCAGUUUUCCGCGAGACACCUCUCCAAGCAGCCGUUUCUGUCCUACCAAUGUGCGUUACUGUCGUAAUUGUCAGUGGCAUCGCAGCACUGGCAGUCGAACAGACGCGCAGGUAUCGUUGGUCGAUAUGGAUGGGAUGGAUCCUGCUCGCUGUUGGAAUGGGUCUCAUAUCGCUGUGGAAGCGUGACACGUCUCUUGCUGCAUCAGUCAGCUUUCAGAUAAUUACUGGCUUUGGACUCGGGUCACUCUUCACAGUGCCAACCAUCGCAAUGCAAGCCAGCGCUCCUACGGUCGACGAUCAGGGUCUCGCUGCCGGGACACUCGUGUCCUUCCGCCUAUUUGGAGGCUUGGUUGGUAUGGCCUGUGGUGCAACAGCCUUUAAUAGCGUAUUUGGGAGUGUGAUCUACCAGGUAGGGGCGCUGCCGCGGGAUGUUGCUGCUUUGGCAGAUCCUGCAAUGGCGAUUGGAUUCAUACCGCACUUGAGGAACGUUUCGGUGCCAGGGUCCUUGCUGGAUAGGAUCGUCGAUGCAUAUGCAGGCUCAUUGAGAGUGAUUUGGUGGAUAUUAGCAGGAUUCGCCGUCGUUGGGGCGCUUGUGUCACUUGGGAUGAAGGAGAUUUCCCUUGAGAACGAGGAAGUAGGGAGACAGAAUUGGGAAAACAAGGAAGAGUGA
Paraphaeosphaeria sporulosa is the source of this 1683-nucleotide messenger RNA. Its product is annotated as MFS general substrate transporter. Gene Ontology annotation, biological process: transmembrane transport. Bases 1 to 1683 code for a protein of 560 amino acids. The record is from RefSeq and is a predicted model, not a curated record. Gene Ontology annotation, molecular function: transmembrane transporter activity. Lineage: Eukaryota; Fungi; Ascomycota; Dothideomycetes; Pleosporales; Didymosphaeriaceae. The transcript is spliced from 3 exons.